AUGGGACGUUAUCUUUAUUCUGUCACUCCUUGGGAAGUCUUCAGACCAGACAACGGCAGUACUGUGGGGCCCCUUUUUCUCCAAAGCUGUUUGAAACUUGGAGAAUUAGAUAUUGCCUUGGAUUUGCUCCGACGAUGCAAGGAGCUGCUUUUUGCUACUGACAUAAACGAGGACCCAAUAAUUCAGAAUAUUGCACGCUAUCUUCCUUUGUCUCUGAACAUAUGUCAACUUCCGUUCUGGAAGCGAUGGCUGUAUCACUCCAAAAUGGUGAAUUAUGAUGAUGAGGAUAAAGAUGGUGAAGAUGAAGUUAUUUUAACUGCCACUGACAUCAAAAUACCAUCAACCACAACCACUGGGCAUUUCUGCGUAGAUAUUCAGCAAGAAGGCGAGAGCAACCAAGCUGGUCAAGGAAUCAACAAAAUAUAUGAGAUGAAGGUGCAGCAUGCAAAAGCACAUGAAAUUCUAAACUUAGUUUGUGAGAAUCUGAGACAUUUGAAUGAAGUAAAGAAGAAAAUGUUUGAAAAAGCACUGAUAUCUGUAUCUGAAGAAGAGGGUGUUGAGUUUUUGUUGCGAGUAACGAAGGCAAACACAGAAUUAAUAAUGCUAGUCAUUUAUGGUGGGUCCCGCUUGCCCAUUUUCUUCCAUGCUGUUAAGUAUCGUAGAGCUGAGAUUUUCAACCUCCUCCGUGGUUUUCGAUUUAAGAAUUUGGUGGUGUCAAUGCGUGAGAGCGCGACCUCAAAUACCUUGCUGCAUGUGGCAGCCCUGUUGGCUCCUUCUUCCUACCUUGACAGCAUCUCUGGUGCUGCAUUGCAGAUGCAAAGAGAGAUGCAAUGGUUCGAGGCCGUCGAGAGUGUGGUGGAUCCUGGAUAUAAGCUAGCUAUAAACAAGGACAAGUUGACGCCUCUAGAGUAUUUCAAAAGAAACCACAAAGAGCUGAGGGCUGAUGGAGAAAAAUGGAUGAAAGAAACAGCGUCUUCUUGUUCAGUUGUUGGGGCUCUAAUUGUUACCAUCAUGUUUGCGGCAGCUAUAACAGUUCCUGGAGGGAACAAUCAGAAUUCAGGCUAUGAUGAUUGCUUUUUCAGCAACCAUAAUGAUCAUGUUGCAAUAUCACUCAUCACGUUUAUGGGUUAUUCUUCCUGUUCCCAUACUUGCUGCUGUUCCAGUAACCCUCUUUUGUAG
Messenger RNA from Neltuma alba, 1179 nucleotides. RefSeq lists its product as uncharacterized. Lineage: Eukaryota; Viridiplantae; Streptophyta; Magnoliopsida; Fabales; Fabaceae. Bases 1 to 1179 code for a protein of 392 amino acids. The transcript has 7 exons. The record is from RefSeq and is a predicted model, not a curated record. Gene Ontology annotation, cellular component: membrane.